AUGGAAUCUCUCCCAGACAAAACUUUCUUGGGGACGUCCUAUGCAUUUUCUCGCAAGUUCAAUACUCGCAACCUCGAACAUUACUGGUACCCACUGUGGGCUCAGACACUCUCCGAUCUAGUGGCAAAAGCGCCAAAAUUGAUCGUGGCGCCCCAAUUUCCAAUUUGGUUUGUGGAUAAUCAUGCAUCCCAAGAGUCGCUCGAUGAAGGCGAUGAUCCCAAAGACAUUGUAGAAACGGCCCAGGAAAAGCAGGAUGACUUGGGAACCAUCGAAGUUGAGAGUGGGGCGGUUAACUCCUCUUUCCUAUCCAAGUCGACCGUCCCUGAAAAGGAUGCCAAGGAAGUGGUGGUGGAUUUUGCGAUCAUCCAUCUUACACCACAGAAGGAUGAUGAAGAGUGGAAAAUAGCCGAGGCGAGCGUCGAGCUUCUCGUGGAAGUGAAGAGGUCUGUGAGCCGAGGUGUGGAAGGUGAUAACCUGGAAGCGAAAGUUUUGGAGCAGUUGACGAAAGCCCAGAAUGAUCUGAAAAAACAAGCAGCGCAUCUCUUUCUCAGUGAUGCAAACAAGCAAUCCAUCCAGACCAUUUCCGCCGCAGGUCCGUAUUGGAGCGGGACAAUAAUCAAACGUGCCGACGUUCAAUUCACCAUGCAAGAUCUUUCAGCAGACUACGAGCCCGGCGAAGGACUCAGUGACACGUUGCUGUAUUGGACUAUACCCGUUUGCAUCGGCAGUCCAGAAUCCGAUGCAUGCCUUGACAUCAUUCUCAACGAAUUCAAAGAGUGA
This is a messenger RNA of Suillus plorans, 780 nucleotides long. RefSeq lists its product as uncharacterized. The coding region runs from base 1 to 780 and encodes 259 amino acids. NCBI's taxonomy places the organism in Eukaryota, Fungi, Basidiomycota, Agaricomycetes, Boletales, Suillaceae. The record is from RefSeq and is a predicted model, not a curated record. The transcript has 2 exons.